This is a messenger RNA of Acaromyces ingoldii, 682 nucleotides long. RefSeq lists its product as hypothetical. The transcript has a single exon. The record is from RefSeq and is a predicted model, not a curated record. Lineage: Eukaryota; Fungi; Basidiomycota; Exobasidiomycetes; Exobasidiales; Cryptobasidiaceae. Gene Ontology annotation, molecular function: oxidoreductase activity. The coding region runs from base 135 to 521 and encodes 128 amino acids.
ACGGAUCUAUUGACAGCAACAAGAGCAUCCGUCCUGCGAAUUAUAAAGAACGGCUCUCGACCCCAGGACGAGUGACCCAUUAAUUGUCCCCACACUUGUCUUCAACCCUGUGACCAGUCACAGACAAGCCCAGCAUGGCGAGCGUCUUCAUCUACGUCAGUAAGAAGCCCUCGAUGAGCCUCGAGGACUUCAAGGCGUAUUACGAGACCAAGCACGUCCCCCUCCUUCACAAGCUAAUUUUCAGUCACAGCGACGCUUCUCCUGUGCUUUACUAUGCACGCAACUACCAUGAUCGUCGUGCCAACCUCGUCGACCCCAUUGCAGCAGCGGGACAGGGCCAGAAGGAAUACCUCGACUUCGACUGCCUCUCAAUUCUGAAGUUCAAGACGCUUGAAGAUGUACAAAAGACAAUGGCCAUCUACCAGGAGCCGGAAGUCUCGAGGGUGAUCACAGAUGACGAGGAGCAGUUUGCGGAUCGCAGUUUGCUCAAGAUGUUCAUUGUCGAAGAGUGCGUGUCCUAGAGGAUAGAAAUUGCAAGGACUCGGCUCUGCUUCUACGAAAUCUGCCUUGCUUCCAUCCCAUCCUUGUUGAUGCUGUCGCUGCACCACUUCCAUGUCUUCUCGACCAUGUCUUCCCGAAGCCACUGCUCAUAUACUGUCCCGAAUCGAGCCCAUGGAACGAU